Melanaphis sacchari is the source of this 1784-nucleotide messenger RNA. RefSeq lists its product as uncharacterized. Lineage: Eukaryota; Metazoa; Arthropoda; Insecta; Hemiptera; Aphididae. The transcript is spliced from 5 exons. Bases 480 to 1463 code for a protein of 327 amino acids. The record is from RefSeq and is a predicted model, not a curated record. Gene Ontology annotation, cellular component: membrane.
UUGACGAUCAGUCACGAACGUCCAUCAUUACAUAGCUCAUUUUAAUUCAAUCGUGUUUUCAACCGUACGAAAAUAGCUCCCACAGUGCACAGAUAAAAUCUAAAUUGUUAUAGAAAUCCUAUGCAUCAACGCUGCUCGUUAGACGUUAAGAUUCGUUCGAAGUCGAAGUCAGAAAUUUAGCAAAUACAUUUAGGUGACUUUAAUUAGCUCUGCAGACUAGAACAUAAACCAUCAACGAUACCGUAUUGGAAAAAUGUAAUUUUCACGCUCAUUGAAACAAAUAAAUAAUUAUUAUCGCUAACACGACGGAAGUACGUCCGGUGGCGUCGCGUCUUCAGCAUUAUCGUUACUGCAACAUAUACAUAGUCAGAUGCACUGUGCGUGUAUUCCGGAAGGGGUAACACCACUAACACCCAAAGGAGAAGACUCACAUUACUGUUUCUCUUAUAGUAGCAGCGAGCACAUGGUUCAGUGACAAUAUGUCCAGGAAAAUGGGAGCUUCGACUCCUUCAUAUUACCCAUCCGAGGCCGAUUUCGUAGUCAAGACGCCUCAGAAGCCAGUUGAUGCCUGUAAACCUCGCCACCAUUCCGAUCAAAUACAAUACAUUAGCCUGAUUGGACUGAUGCAAGUAGUUACUGGAUGUCUGAUGGUCGUUUUUGGAGUGAUGUCGAUGUUACACGAGGCGUCCUUGUCCAGUGUGGGCGCCGGCCUUUGGAGCGGUGCAAUGGCCAUGGGCAACGGAGUAGUUGGACUGAUGGCUAGCUUAAACGGAUGUCUUUCGCCAGACAGGACACUGUCUCCACUCUCCGUUACAAUUUAUCUUGCUCUGUGUUUAGUGUCUGUGGGUGUUAGUAAUCUGGCCAUCAUACUUACAGCUAUUGGACUCCUGAAGGACUCACAGAAACCAUACUACAUCAUUCCAAAAGACAAGACGCAUUAUAAAACUUUGACAGCUGAUCAAUUACAGACAAAUUGGGCUCCCGUGUUGGCGAAUUUAGGUUUACUGCUAGCCACGUCUGUACAAUGUCUAACCACAAUGUUAGCCGCAUUCCGUUUUUACCGACUCGUUAAAUUGAUUGUGGCCGGCGAACAACAAACUUCAUGGUCAAAUUCAAGAUAUAGGAGUUCGUCGUGUUGCAGUUCAAGCGUUGGAAGCAAACAGAAACUUGUACAAAAAUGGUUAGUGCAACAAACACCAUCUCAACUAGACCUACCUCGUCAACAUACAAACUAUUCUGGAAAAGUUUACGGUAAUAAAAUGGGUGUUCACGACGAAACGAGAACCUUACCCAAGUGGAAAAGUCACCGAACGGCGCCAAAGCUGAAACCGUCAAGACCAGACAGAAGGGAAAGGAGACCGUCAAACGACGCCGCGGACGUGCACAGGGCAUACACGGGUAUGGACAGAGAGAUUGUUGAAGAAUUCAUUUCUGUCACUAUGGACCCAAAACAUUACAGCUGAUAUUGUGUAUUUUAUAUGUAUUAAUAGUAUAAGCGGGUUGAACAUUUUAUUAGGUAUACAAUUAAAAAGGCGUAUCAUCUUUUUGAAACGCAUUUGCCUACUAUAUUUCCGAUGGAAAUGUUUAUUCAAACAAGAAAACCUCUUAAGUGUUCAUUUAAAAAACGUAUUUUUAAAAUACUAUACGAAAGUACAUCUAUAGCAAAUGUAUGAAUUGUACAUGUGUACCUCUACGUCUAUAUAUAAUAACACAUAUUAUAUACAGAAUAUUAACACUGUACACUUUGUGUGAGAUAUUAUAAUACCGUUUAAAUUAGAUUUGAA